GAGUCAUUUUGUAACUUUUAAUACUGAAAACUCCUAAUUUCUCUGUUAUAAAGGUCAAGAUCUCAAAAUCACGUAUUUUCCGUGUUGUAGAUUUCACCUCGACAAGAAGGAAUGUUGUUUACAUGGAAGACAAGCAGAGGGAGUCCUACUUCAGAACUUAUAUAGAUGUCCCCGUCUCUCAAGUCAAUACUUUCUUGGACAUUCAAUUUAACAAAUCAAAGGAACUAUUCUGUGGUGUUCUUACGUCGACGGCCCAGGAUUGAGAAUGACGCAUGUCAUGUUUACCUUCUAGUCAAGUGUCUCUUUGCACAGUGGCGUAAAAAUCAACAACGUUAAAUUGUUCUGAUGUAGCCAGGGCGAGCGUAGUGGAUUUAUCACACACCUUCUAGAUCUAGACUUGCAUACGUAUAGUGGCCAGGAGUAUGUGUACUGUGUGGGUCUGGCGACAGCGUAGACUUGGAGAUCCACGUGACCCACAGCAGACGUGGCUAGUACGUUCUGUGUAUGGGAUAGUGAGGCAUGCAUGAGAGAAUUUGAUACGAGACAGGUCGCCAUCAUGAAGAGACUUUAUCUAAAAACAAAGAUCUGGUUGUCAAGGAAAAGAAACAAUUUUAUAUUAAUAAUCGUUGCUCUACUCGUCACAAUAUUUAUUUGGUUGGACGGAUUCAGUUCUCAGGAAAGUGAGUAGUCAGGUUUUUUUUUACAAGUACUUAUCUCAACUUCACCUAUCCCUAUCAAUAGUUCAGGUUUAUAUCUGUAUAAACUGGGUAGCAACCCUCUACUAUACGUAAAGGAGAGUUUUAACUAAGUAAAAUGUUCAUAUUUCCAAAUCUGAACUAGUUUGAAGUCAAUGGCGUUGUGUCAUCCUCUUCACAAGACGGAAGGGGGAAACUACUGCUGCAACAAAACAAUCUCAACAAAAUUCGCUGGUAUACAAAACAUUGUCUACAAAACAGUUUCCCGAAUGAAAAAAAAAAGACUAAACGUACUAGCUUUAAUUGAUAUUCAUUUCGUAAAUUUGGAUUCCAAACAUAUUCAAAUAUAUAUAAUAACAAGCAAAUGAAUAUUUGAACAUCUUUGGAAAAGAAAAUGAAAUCUCGCUUAUCUUUUGGAAAAGAAAAUGAAAUCUCGCUUAUCUUUUGGAAAAGAAAAUGAAAUCUCGCUUAUCUUUUGGAAAAGAAAAUGAAAUCUCACUUAUCUUUUGGAAAAGAAAAUGAAAUCUCGCUUAUCUUUUGGAAAAGAAAAUGAAAUCUCGCUUAUCUUUUGGAAAAGAAAAUGUAAUCUCGCGUAUCUAUGGAAAAGAACAUUGCGAUCUCUGAAUAAAAAAGACAAAAAAAAAAAAAAGAAAUUGUGGUCAUCAUUGAAAAAAAAAAGAGAUUUUGGUCAUCUUUGGGUACGUAGCAAUGGGGCCUUUUACUUACAGGUGUAUGAGAAAUAGAUUUUUCUUUCUGUAACUUUUUGUAUCUAGUGUCUUAACUCUGACAAUGUAACACGCUUUUACUUGCAUUGAAUAGCAAUGAAAACUUUGAACGCUUGACCAGCAUUGGGCGCUGUAAAAACACGUUCAAUAAAUUUAAUACGAAAAAAAAUGUCUCCUUUUAUUUAACAGUUUCACUAGUAAAAGGUGUUGACUUAGGCAUUGACCUGGCGGCUAUAUCAUCGAUCAAUAUAGGAAACAGCUCUCUGUUGGUCAAUAAUACCUACGCCCAAAGAAAGCUUCAAGCUCUCAAAGUGUGCAUGUCAAAGAAAGGAAUCCCAUGGCCACCAAAUUACAGUAAGGUUCCCAGGCUUAAGGACAGUCCACUUAUCUCCAAAAAAUACAAGUUGACCUUCUGUCCUGCUGGGAAAGUAGCCUCAUCUUUUUUUACCAGAUAUAUGAUGGUUAUGGAAAGCAAUGGCACACUGACGUCACCUUAUGACAUUCCAAUUGCAGAGGCUGGCAGAGAGAGGGUGAGCAGUCUCAAAUCUCUGAAUAAAAGUGGCAACAUGCUAUCAUUCCUCCAGUCUUCCACAAAAGUCGUGUUCGGAAGAGACCCCUACUCUCGCAUCCUCUCGGCCUACAUCGACAAGAUGUUCUCGCCAAACCCCUUUUACUGGAAGCAUUGGGGGGAGAGAACUUUGAAAAUGUUGCGGAUCGAUAAGACCAAGGGCCGGUGCGCCUCAAACGUGACCUUCGCCCAGUUUCUCGUUUACGCGCUGAAUGAUCUGAGGAAGACUGACGUGCACCUGAUGCCAGUCUCCACCUUGUGCAACAUGUGCGGAAUCAUCUACGACGUCGUCGGCAAGCUGGAGACGGUGAGGGAAGAUCUGGACUACCUGUCUAGGAAGCAUAACAUCUCGUCUGCUUUUCAGUACGCUAAGGAUUACAAGCUCUCCGCGUCAAAUGACGUUCUGUACGACUCUGUCACCAGCGCCUUCGCUUGGAAGUCGGAUAUCAAGCGGUGCAUUGGCUUAGACGAGAUGGGGCUGCGUAUUUGGAGGAAGCUACAGCUUCGAGGGAUUAUCGACAGCCGAAUUUCCUACCCUUUCAAAUCUGGGGAACUCGAGAACAUGACAGCUGAGACCUUCAUCUCUUUCUGCCAGGAAGCCAUCAAAGCUUCCACGGACAGCGCUCAGCUGAAAAAGCAGAAAGUGCGCGUGUUCAUGGAAGCCUACGGCUCCGUCAGGAAUGUACUCCUCCAGAAAAUCAGCGCCAACUACGGAGAUGACUUUGAUAUGUUUGGCUACGAUCCAACUCCAGAUAUGUUUGAAAAUCUGAACCAGUUUAAGGAACCUAGGUUUUUACAAUGGGACAAACAUUGGUUGGUAUAGAAGCGAUAGUAAGAAAUAAUUUAUCACAUUCCAUCUCUCUCGUCUGACAUGUUGUUUAUGUAAGCUACCUAAAUAGUUAUUUCCUCAAAGACAGGCUCUGGGAAACAAAUGGUGUUCUUCUCAACACUUGGGAAUGCCAACUUCUUAGCUUAUUUUUCUAGAUAAUUGAUAACUACAUCAUUAAAGGAAACUAACUUGCUAUUGCUGUCCAGUAUGUAGCAUGUCACUUUAAACACAAACUGAUCAAAUUACA
Messenger RNA from Biomphalaria glabrata, 3064 nucleotides. RefSeq names its product carbohydrate sulfotransferase 11-like. Bases 1738 to 2811 code for a protein of 357 amino acids. NCBI's taxonomy places the organism in Eukaryota, Metazoa, Mollusca, Gastropoda, Planorbidae. The transcript has 6 exons. The record is from RefSeq and is a predicted model, not a curated record. Gene Ontology annotation, biological process: carbohydrate biosynthetic process. Gene Ontology annotation, cellular component: membrane. Gene Ontology annotation, molecular function: sulfotransferase activity.